Molecule: messenger RNA, 1692 nt
Organism: Galeopterus variegatus (Sunda flying lemur)
Lineage: Eukaryota; Metazoa; Chordata; Mammalia; Dermoptera; Cynocephalidae
Gene: PSMC3IP
Product: PSMC3 interacting protein
Exons: 7
Coding region: 320-1024 (234 amino acids)
Biological process (GO): meiotic strand invasion involved in reciprocal meiotic recombination; homologous chromosome pairing at meiosis; meiotic joint molecule formation
Cellular component (GO): DNA recombinase auxiliary factor complex; condensed nuclear chromosome
Molecular function (GO): recombinase activator activity; double-stranded DNA binding
Source: RefSeq, a predicted model, not a curated record
AGAUCACAAGGGCUCAGCCGCGGCUGGACCUGAGUCUCGAAACGUCAAGGUCUUUACCACAGUCCUCGUUCCGAGGGGAAUGAGGAGGCCCGAAGCUGCGCGGCCCCUGCCGCGUCGGGCCCCGGGGACGGCCGCCGGGCUCCAGGACCCCAGCUGAAGAGGCUACGGCGUCCGGGAAGGGCCGCUCGGCUCCUCCGACGGCUUCCGCUUCCGCCAAUCACCGCCCGAGGCCCUCCUCCGCCCCUUCCGUUGCCGGAAGGAGCCGUCGCCCCGAGCAACCGCAACGUCCGGCUUUCUGAGUCUGGCGGCGGGAAAGGACAUGAGUAAAGGCCGGGCGGAAGCUGCGGCGGGAGCACCCGGGAUCCUCCUGAGGUACCUGCAGGAGCAGAACCGGCCCUACAGCGCCCAGGACGUGUUCGGGAACCUGCAGCGGGAACACGAACUGGGCAAGGCGGCGGUGGUGAAGGCGCUGGAGCAGCUGGCCCAGCAAGGCAAGAUCAAAGAGAAGACGUACGGCAAGCAGAAGAUCUAUUUUGCGGAUCAGGGCCAGUUUGACAUGGUGAGUGAUGCUGACCUCCAAUGCCUGGAUGCCAAAAUCGUGGCCCUCACUGCUAAGGUGCAGAGCUUGCAGCAGAACUGCCGCCAAAUGGAGGCUGAGCUGAAGGAGUUAACCAGUGCCUUGACCACACCGGACAUGCAGAAAGAGAUCCAGGAGUUAAAGAAGGAAUGUGCUGGCUACACAGAGAGACUGAGGAACAUCAAAGCAGCCACCAAUCAUGUGACUCCAGGAGAGAGAGAGCAGGCAUACAAAGAGAGGCAGAAAUACUGUAAGGAAUGGAGGAAGCGGAAAAAGAUGGCUACAGAACUGUCUGAUGCAAUUCUUGAAGGAUACCCGAAGAGCAAGAAGCAAUUCUUUGUAAGUGGUAACUCUCUCUCUUCUUGCUCCCUUGGGGUCUUUGCCCAGGAAUGUCUUAUUCACUUGCCUCCCUGCCUGACAGGAGGAAGCUGGGAUAGAGACAGAUGAAGAUUACAACGUCAAGCUCCCAGACCCCUGAGGGGCCCUCUGUUGGUGCUAGGGGAUGGGAACAUAGAAAUGCCCUGGACUGGCUAACUUGUUUAGGUUGGCUUUUGUUGUUGUUUGUGGUGCUUUCCAGGGUACAGCAGAGCAGUCAGACACAUAAACUAGAGUAUUGGGUGGAGGGAGUGAGGACUGGUGACCAGGAGUGGAUGGUCACGGCCAUUUCAUUGUCAUGGUUUGAGCUUAACACUUAGACUCGGAACAGCGCUAAAGGAAAGCAUUUGGCAGUAUUUAUUGUAAUAUAAUUUGAUAUAAAAAUAUUUAAUUUCCUCUGGAACAUUAAACCUCCCAGACAUAAAACCUGUGAAAGGCAGAAGGGAGCUUGGGGGACAAGAAUAGAGAGAGACUACUAUACACCAGCGUUUGAAGAGCCUAAGGCUUCACCCAGGAUUCUCUGGGCUUAGGCACCCCAGGAGAAAUUUUGAGUAUCUUUACUCUUUCACCCCACCUCCAAGUCCUAGGAGAAAUGCCGGCAACACUGAGAGAUGGUAGAGAUCCAAAUACACUUGACGGAAAGGCUGGGGUGGUUUUGAGGCCCAGUUGAUUUUCCAAAAUUGUAACUUUAGCAAAAUUGCAUUGUUGGUGUUUAGAAAAAUAAAAAUUUCAAAUAUGUA